ACCUUAGGCGGGGGAGUGACAGAGCCGAGUUCAAAGCGGGGUUCUGGCCUGUGCUACCUUAGCCAAGCCCCAUGCGAAGGCGCCAAAAGAGCUCCAGCUCCCUCGUCGAGUUGUCACUCGUUACCCAAAUGGAAGCCCAUUUUGUCUCCAACAGCGGCUCGUCUGCUCAUGACCUAACUAAUUCUCUAAAACCCCCUCCACACUCACUCUCUCAGCAAUAUCCAUCCAUUCCUCUCGCGCCCAGCUCCCUUUGCGCCGAACAUCCUCACCUUUCAUAGGUAAGGUAGUCAGUCGAUCUCUCCCGUAAACUGCCAGCUUUGGCCCUCGCCAUUAUCAUCAUGGCCAACCUCCCAUCGCAACAUCCCACCCUCUCUCUCCAUCUCUCCGACGUCACCCUCACCCCGCUCAUCACCUCGGCCUCGUCGCAAUCGCACCUCGAAUCCCUCACAGCCCUCACUUCAAGCGCCCUCUCCUCCCAGACCGCCGCUCAGCGACUCGGCCUCGGUCGCCCCCAACGUCUCAUGGUUGAGUACCCUGAUCGUGGGCCUGUCGUAAUACACUCAUAUCUUGAUCCUCGCGACGCUGUCGAUACAGCUACCAACAACGCUGCUGCGACCGCCUCUAGCCGCCCGGGUUCAGCACCUGGGUCAAGCCACGGCCCCGACUCUAGAGCACCUCGUUCUGAACCUGCGCCGCCCCAUGACGACCCGCGAUCCGAGGAUGCGGCCCCGUUGCUCGUUGGUGUGGUCGUCGCAGGGUCCGCAGAUGAAGCGAGAGAAGCCCGCCGCGCAUCAACAAGGCUAGAGCGCGUGGGAAGAGAAUUUCAAAGGGAGUGGGCUGCUGAGAGCAGUCAAGAGCGCGCAAACGACGAGGGUCAAGAGUGAUCAGGCUGCAGAAAUACCCACCAGCUGGGGUGGGUGCUUGUCGUUCAUAUGACAUGAUGAAUUACAUUUAAGAAGCGAUAUAAUGCGAUGCGAUGCGAUGCGAUGCGAUGCGAUGCGAUACCACCAACCAAAGUGAGGGAACGACAUAAAAGUGCUUAGCAAGGACGGGACAAAAGUUUUGGCGCCUUGGAUUGUCAUCUUGUUCUCUGAUGAUGCAAUCGAGUUUCGAUGACACGUGUGAUGAGACGGAGAAAAGUCUAGAGAGUAACUAUGGGUUUACGUAGAAUGCCCUCACACAAGAAAACAGUCUUCGAGGAAGAUGGUAUUGGGACGAAGGCACACGCAAGCGCAUGAUUUGACAUUUGGGGUGAUGAUUUCAAGCCAGCAAAUGUUGCCUUGACUACAUAGAUGAUUAAUCCCCUGACAGGCAGAUACCACACAUGAUAUCACAGCGCGAAAUGGCUCACUCAAGUCAAGUUAUUUGUUCUAAAAGAUUCAGUUC
Molecule: messenger RNA, 1386 nt
Organism: Fusarium verticillioides 7600
Lineage: Eukaryota; Fungi; Ascomycota; Sordariomycetes; Hypocreales; Nectriaceae
Exons: 1
Coding region: 339-884 (181 amino acids)
Source: RefSeq, a predicted model, not a curated record